Ictidomys tridecemlineatus (thirteen-lined ground squirrel) is the source of this 3826-nucleotide messenger RNA. The record is from RefSeq and is a predicted model, not a curated record. NCBI's taxonomy places the organism in Eukaryota, Metazoa, Chordata, Mammalia, Rodentia, Sciuridae.
AUGCGAACCUCUCUGUUGGCUUUCCCAGGGGAAGUGGAGGUUCCAGAUCCGAACGACCCUUUGGGACGACUUGACGGACCAGACAGCCCUCUUCCUACUCUGAAAGGUUACUUUCUGAAUUUUCUAGAGCCAGUCAACAAUAUCACCAUUGUCCAGGGCCAGACAGCGAUUCUGCACUGCAAGGUGGCGGGAAACCCACCUCCCAACGUGCGGUGGCUGAAGAACGAUGCCCCCGUCGUGCAAGAGCCGAGGCGGAUCAUUAUCCGGAAGACGGAAUAUGGCUCUCGACUGCGAAUCCAAGACCUGGACACAACAGACACUGGCUACUACCAGUGCGUGGCCACCAAUGGGGUGAAGACCAUUACCGCCACCGGGGUCCUCUACGUUCGGCUGGGUCCAACACACAGCCCAAAUCAUAACUUUCAGGAUGACUACCAGGAGGACGGAUUCUGCCAGCCUUACCGGGGAAUCGCCUGUGCACGUUUUAUUGGGAACCGGACCAUUUAUGUGGACUCUCUCCAGAUGCAGGGGGAGAUUGAAAACCGAAUCACAGCGGCCUUCACCAUGAUCGGGACCUCCACGCACCUGUCGGACCAGUGCUCGCAGUUCGCCAUUCCGUCCUUCUGCCACUUCGUGUUCCCGCUGUGCGACGCCCGCUCCAGGGCACCCAAGCCGCGGGAGCUGUGCCGCGACGAGUGCGAGGUGCUGGAGAGCGACCUGUGCCGCCAGGAGUACACGAUCGCGCGCUCCAACCCGCUCAUCCUCAUGCGCCUGCAGCUGCCCAAGUGCGAGGCGCUGCCGCUGCCCGAGAGCCCGGACGCAGCCAACUGCAUGCGCAUCGGCAUCCCGGCGGAGAGGCUGGGCCGCUAUCAUCAGUGCUACAAUGGCUCGGGCUCAGACUACAGAGGGACGGCCAGCACCACCAAGUCGGGGCACCAGUGCCAGCCCUGGGCCCUGCAGCACCCCCACAGCCACCACCUGUCCAGCACAGACUUCCCCGAGCUCGGAGGGGGGCACGCCUACUGCCGCAACCCCGGAGGCCAGAUGGAAGGCCCCUGGUGCUUUACGCAGAAUAAAAACGUACGCAUGGAACUGUGUGACGUACCCUCGUGUAGUCCCCGACACAGCAGCAAGAUGGGCAUUCUGUACAUCUUGGUGCCCAGCAUCGCCAUCCCCUUGGUCAUCGCCUGCCUCUUCUUCCUGGUCUGCAUGUGCCGCAAUAAACAGAAAGCGUCCGCGUCCACCCCUCAGCGGCGGCAGCUGAUGGCCUCGCCCAGCCAGGACGUGGAGAUGCCGCUCAUCAACCAGCACAAACAGGCCAAACUCAAGGAGAUCAGCUUGUCCUCGGUGAGGUUCAUGGAGGAGCUGGGGGAGGACCGGUUUGGCAAGGUCUACAAAGGCCAUCUGUUUGGGCCCUCCCAGGGGGAGCAGACCCAGGUGGUGGCCAUCAAGACGCUGAAGGACAAAGCGGAGGGCACGCUCCGGGAGGAGUUCAGGCACGAGGCCCUGCUGCGGGCUCGGCUGCAGCACCCCAACAUCGUCUGCCUGCUGGGCAUGGUGACCAAGGACCAGCCCCUCAGCAUGGUCUUCAGCUACUGCUCGCACGGCGACCUCCACGAGUUCCUGGUCAUGCGCUCGCCCCACUCAGACGUGGGCAGCACCGACGACGACCGCACGGUGCAGUCGGCCCUGGAGCCCCCCGACUUCGUGCACAUGGUGGCGCAGGUCGCCGCCGGGAUGGAGUACCUGUCCGGCCACCACGUGGUGCACAAAGACCUGGCCACCCGCAACGUGCUGGUGUACGACAAGCUGAGCGUGAAGAUCUCGGACUUGGGCCUCUUCCGCGAGGUGUACUCUGCCGACUACUACAAGCUGAUGGGGAGCUCGCCGCUGCCCAUCCGUUGGAUGUCCCCCGAGGCCAUCAUGUACGGCAAGUUCUCCAUCGACUCGGACAUCUGGUCCUACGGCGUGGUCCUGUGGGAGGUCUUCAGCUACGGCCUGCAGCCCUACUGUGGGUACUCCAACCAGGACGUGGUGGAGAUGAUCCGCAACCGGCAGGUGCUGCCCUGCCCGGACGACUGCCCUGCCUGGGUCUAUGCCCUCAUGAUCGAGUGCUGGAACGAGUUCCCCAGCAGGCGGCCGCGCUUCAAGGACAUCCACAGCCGGCUGCGGGCCUGGGGCAACCUGUCCACCUACAACAGCUCGGCGCAGACCUCGGGAGCCAGCAACACCACGCAGACCAGCUCCCUGAGCACCAGCCCCGUGAGCAACGUGAGCAACGCCCGCUACCUGGGCCCCAAGCAGAAGGCCCAGCCCUUCCCGCAGCCCCAGUUCAUCCCCAUGAAGGGCCAGAUCCGACCCAUGGUGCCCCCGCCCCAGCUCUACAUCCCCGUCAACGGCUACCAGCCAGUGCCCGCCUAUGGGGCGUACCUGCCCAGCUUCUACCCGGUCCAGAUCCCCAUGCAAAUGGCUCCACAGCAGGUGCCCCCUCAGAUGGUCCCCAAACCCAGCUCACACCACAGUGGCAGCGGCUCCACCAGCACGGGCUACGUCACUACGGCCCCCUCCAACACCUCCGUGGCAGACAGGGCCGCUCUGCUCUCGGAGGGCACGGAGGAGGCGCAGAACAUCCCGGAAGACGUGGUCCAGAGCCCCGUGCAGGAAGCAGAGGAGGAAGAGGAUGGCUCUGUCCCAGAGACGGAGCUCCUCGGGGACAAUGACACUCUGCAGGUGGACGAAGCACAAGUCCAGCUGGAAGCCUGAGGGGCACACAGGGCCCAGGCACCAGGAGAUGAGACCCCACUGGGACCCCACAGGGACUUGGACCCCCUUUGAGAGGUCACCGACCACAGUGAUCACCAGAGCCCAGGCACGGGAGGGCUGGUUUGCAGACUCAGUGACCGAAAAUCCUGCACCUGUCUUGUUCGUUCUCUGCGCUCAGAGCUGCCCCUGGGUCCUCCUGUUUGUCUGGAGGCCACACCUGUGCCUGAGCUGGGCAGGGGCCCCAGCAGUGUGACCUCUUCAGGAGCAGGACACAGUGAGCCCUGUCCUGCCUGCAUUCGUCCUGGUGCUGCAUCACUAGUGAGCUGCGUACUCCCUGCAGAAUCACAGGCAACAUCCUCACUCCGUAUGGUAUACGGAUCACGUCUUAGAAGUGUGGGGAGGACAGGUCUGUGAAGGGGUGGCAGGUGGUACCUCGGGCUCUGAGAGUCUCAUCCGCCAGCCUGCUGGUUCAAGGAUGGAGGGAGCGCCUUUCUCCCUGCUGCCUCCCAGCCAAAGAUGAGCAGGACAGCAUACUGCCACCUCCCAGGGUCCCAAGAAACAGGGGCUGCUGAAACGGGAGCUCCCGAUAUUCAAGCAAAAUGUGCCUUUAUAGAAACCCACACAAUCCUGUAUUUUUGUGAAAUGGCUUUAAUUAUAUUGCAUGUGUGUUUUGCCCACUCUGCUGGAAUUCAAGGGAAAAUAUUUCUUGGGUUUAGAAUGUUCAAAAGGAAGCAAUAUUGUACAGAACGCAGUAUUGUUAAUUUUUUUUUGUUUUUAAGAAUCAUGUACAGACCUUAAAUGUAAUUUAUAUGGUUUUUUUUUUUUUUUUUUGGUAUGCCGUUUUCAUGGAAGUAUUUUGAGCUUGAAUCAUGACUUAGUAAUUUAACUGUUUACAUGAUCCACUUUGGGACGCUGGUUGUACCGUGUGGAAGCGAGGUCCAUUCAUUUCAGAACCGCGAGACCCAGAGGCCAGCAGGCACGCUGUCUCUCCCCGGCACUCAUCCUUGCUCUGUCUGUAAAUCCCACACCGUGGUGUAUCCAAUAAAGUGAAACGGAACCUUCG